This is a messenger RNA of Aspergillus nidulans FGSC A4, 2766 nucleotides long. RefSeq lists its product as uncharacterized. Lineage: Eukaryota; Fungi; Ascomycota; Eurotiomycetes; Eurotiales; Aspergillaceae. The record is from RefSeq and is a predicted model, not a curated record. The transcript has 6 exons. Bases 1 to 2766 code for a protein of 921 amino acids.
AUGGCUCUACUUGAAAGACUUUGUGGUAUUCUUGUUCCUAUUCUACUUUUGAAUGUUCUGAAUGUACGUGGACAUGUCAUAUACGGGAGAGGCGCUCCCUCCCUCCCGGUCAACGCCGCUUCUAUAUCAGACCAGGUCCCAUCUGCCCUUGUCCGCCGUCAAUCCGUGGGAGACGUAGAGCUGCGCAUUCUUCCCUUGGGAGCAUCAAUUACCUGGGGUUUGAAGUCGGAGACUCACAAUGGUUACCGCAAAUAUCUUCGGGACCAGCUCCGUUUUGACGGCUGGGAAGUUAAUAUGGUUGGGAGUAAACACGACCCAGAUUCAACGAUGAAGGACAACGACGUCGAAGCGCACUCCGGCGAUACAAUUGACAUGGUUACCGCCGCAGUGCAUGGAUCGCUGGCGUACAAGCCUAAUGUUGUUCUGAUCAACGCAGGUACAAACGAUUGUCGCCUAGGCAUUGAGAUACCUGAGGCCGGAGCCCGCAUGCGCUCUCUGAUAGAGACACUGGUCCAAGCAGAGGACAUGAGCCGUACUUUGAUUGUCCUUUCCACCCUGCUUCCUACUGAAAACGCCCAGGCUAAGGCUAAUGUCCCGAGCGUAAAUGCGCAGUACCGGACGCUCGUGAAAACCAUGCGUGAGGAGGGUGUCUCCAUUGUUCUCGCGGAGAUGAACAGGGCAGACGGCUGGAUUGCUUUCCCCAACGACUUCGCCGACGAUACUCAUCCGAACGAAGCUGGAUACAAGAAAAUGGCGUCUAUAUGGCAUUCAGCGAUCAAGGAUGCUGCGAACAAGAACCUCAUUGUUGCACCGGCAGCGUUUGGAAGCCCAGGGGGAAGCGAUGGGCAGUGCGAGAGGGAGUACGGAACUGGUGUUUAUGCCGGUGGAUUGACGCAACGUGGCAGUGGAGAAGAGGAUGGGAUCUACUAUCACGACAGCGAGGCAAUGGGUGAGGUCUUUACUGUGCUUGGCGGAGAAGAUGACUUUGACACGUUCUUCUUCGCACGAAUAUUCAGUCGUGACCGCGACGAUAUGCUCAGAUGGACUAAGGCCGACGGCAGCGUCAAGUACCUCCUUAAUCGAAAUAUUGACGGGCAGAGCACAAAGUUCGUCGAUGAGCACAUCUCUAUGACCGUUGAAGAUAACUGUAACCCAGCUGGUGUUAAUUUCAUCGAUGUUAAUGCUGAUGGUUUGGACGAUUUUGUUUGUAUUGCAAAAGACGGAACGGCCUACGCAAGCAUCAACACCGGUGAAGACCCUCCUAGGUUUGUGUACAAAGGGCUAUGGAAAUCGCGCGAGGGCUAUGGUCAGGCCAAUGUAAGGCUGGGAGAUGUUGACGGUGAUGGUAGGGCCGACUAUUGCGUGGUUGCUGGUAAUGGGGAUAUUACCUGUUGGCGGAAUGGAUGGGUUGACGAUAUGCCGAAGUAUUGGCAGCCGCUUGGUAAACGGUUCACCGGUAAAGGAAUAGGGGAUCUUCGAGGCGUUCGGCUCGAGGACAUCAAUGGCGAUGGACGAGAUGACUGGUUGUGGGUAGAUGAUGUUGGCGCGACAACAACCUAUACCAAUGCACGAAGCUGCCAAACAGUUGAAGAAGGCGACGGUCUGAACAUUGUGUGGAGGCCGGGCUACCACAAGGGGUACAGCUCCGGACCGACACACUUUGGGAUGAGCGACUUUGGCAACUCUGGGCUCCGACGUCGCGUUCACUUCGCACGAAUAUAUGGAGUGCCGCAGGACUUUGGUCUUCUCGGCAGCCAGGACUACGUCUUCGUUGACAGGGACGACAACCCAGUGAACGGUGGAGGUGACGGUGACAAAGUGGGCGGGUACACAUACAGAAUCCGUGUAUGGAAGAAUAAAGGAAGCGGAGGAACAAAAAUCAAAGCCGAUGGGAAUCGGUACUGCAACAUGUUGGGCCACGACGACGGUCGUAUGGACUAUGUUUGGAUCCUCUCGAAGGGCGACAUGCGAAUAUACCCUAACAAGGGGCUUUCCUUCGUUUCCAAUGAUGGGGAGAGCUACUGGGGUCCAAACUAUGUUAUCUUCGACCCUGCAAGUAUGUCAAUCAACCGAGACCUCGAUCGUCGGGACUUGCAUCUCGUCGACUGGGAUGGGGAUGGUGCAUGCGACAUAAUCUGGACAGACCCAAAUAAUCUGAACCGGCCUCGACUGUUCCGUAAUCGGAUUAAAGAGACCGGCGAUUUCAAUUGGGAGUACACUGCCAAUCCUGCGCCCACCGUGACCUGCCCGGAACAACGUGGACUAGGGUUCUUUGACCGACCAGUCCAGCUCGCUGAUAUUACAGGAAAUGGCAAAGCUGACUAUCUCUGCAUCGAGAAAGACGGACGGACCUGGGGCUGGGUUCAUAAUGACAAUGGCUGGGAGUUGAUUGAUCAGGUCAAAUUUUCCGAGGCCAAAGACCGGGCGAAUCUACACUGGGCUGAUGUCAAUGGUGAUGGCCGAGCCGACCUAAUUCAUACCAACAAGUUCAACGGCGAUGGGACUGUGUGGUACAAUCGUGGCCGCCGUGAGAUCGGCGGCUCACGGUUCUGGUGGGAACCAGCAGGCCUGACAUACGAAGGUGCAGUUGCAGGAUCCUGCACCUACUUUGCUGAUCUUGAUGGAGACGGGCGCGCGGAUAUGCAUGCAAUCACUCAUUCCAUGCUAAAUACCGCAGAGACUUGGUAUAACAAAUGUGAACUUACUGACUCUACCGGGGAUGAUGGCCCCAUUACUGACCCGGGCUUACCAAGCAUACCUGAAUGA